AUGGCUGUUAUCGCCUCUUUCGCCCACGCCCGCAACUUCCGCCGCGCCCACCAGGCCCGCGCCGCGCUCGAGUUCCGCGAUGUCGCCACCACCGCGGACGGCCAGCCGGUCGUCGACCCCCUCCCCUCCUCGGUCAAGGUUUUGACCGCGUUUUUCGUUAUCCUGGGCGCGUUGGUUUUGGGGAUCAUCACCUGGCGGAUCGUCGUGUGGAGGCGCCGGAAGGCGUUCCCCGCGUCGGCGACGUACCGCCAGAGCUCCUUCAUCCCCUCCGAGAAGAUUCGACCGCUCGCGGACGGUGCCCCGUCGGAGAAGUCAGAGGUGCUCGUGAUCCUGCCCAUCGAGCCCCCCGCCGCGCGCGCCGCGGAGAGCGGCAAAUGGGUCCCGCAAAUCAGGUCUGUCGGCGGCGGCGGCGGCGGGUGGGUCCCCCAGAAGUUCGGGAACACCAAGGCCGACACCGUCGCCUUCGUCGACAUCAAGCACCCCGAACAGCCCCCGCGCCCGCCCGCGCUGAACCUGCCCCCGGUGACCGCCGCGGUCGACGAGCACAGCAACCUGCUCGUCCCCGCCGCGUCGUCGCCCGUGCCGAGCCCGCGCCGGACGUCGUCCUUCCUCGACACCCCGCAGCUCAAGGCGAAGCCGUCGAUCAAGGUCACGGGCCAGAAGCUGCCGCGCCGGAUGCUCGUCGAGCACACCUUCGUGCCCUCGCUCGCCGACGAGCUCUCGAUCAAGGUCGGCGACGUCCUCCAGAUGCUCGAGGAGUACGAGGACGAGUGGUGCCUGGUCGAGCGCAUCGGCUCCCGCGCGGGCGAGCGCGGCGUCGUCCCCCGCUUCUGCCUCAAGGAGCGCCCCCGCGGCCACAAGCGCGGCGCGUCCUCCGCCAGCCACGCGUCGUCGACCAAGAGCGGCGCGAGCCGCCGGUGA
Messenger RNA from Epithele typhae, 921 nucleotides. RefSeq lists its product as uncharacterized. The transcript has 3 exons. The record is from RefSeq and is a predicted model, not a curated record. Bases 1 to 921 code for a protein of 306 amino acids. Gene Ontology annotation, molecular function: protein binding. NCBI's taxonomy places the organism in Eukaryota, Fungi, Basidiomycota, Agaricomycetes, Polyporales, Epitheliaceae.